Molecule: messenger RNA, 765 nt
Organism: Lytechinus variegatus (green sea urchin)
Lineage: Eukaryota; Metazoa; Echinodermata; Echinoidea; Temnopleuroida; Toxopneustidae
Product: insulin-like peptide receptor
Exons: 2
Coding region: 9-620 (203 amino acids)
Source: RefSeq, a predicted model, not a curated record
GCAAAUCUAUGGACAUCAGAAAUAGCGCUGAGUACUUUUCCAAGCUUGAGAACUGUACCGUGAUCGAAGGCUACCUCCAGAUAGUGCUCAUAGACCAUGCAAAACCCAGCGACUAUGCCGGACUCAGCUUCCCGAAGCUACGUGAGAUCACAGAAUACUUUGUGAUGUUCCGGGUGAAGAACCUUCAGACCCUACGCCACAUCUUCCCCAACCUUGCCGUGAUCCGAGGGGACAGCCUGUUCUUCAACUAUGCCCUGAUCAUCUUUGAGAUGUUUGAGCUCCAGGAGAUUGGUCUUCCUAGUCUUCAGGCGGUGAUGAGAGGCUGGGUCAGGAUAGAGAAGAACAUCAACCUAUGUUAUCUCUCAACGGUGGACUGGUCCUUGGUCCAGGUCCAGGGGAUGGAGAACAACUUCAUCAAGGGCAACAAAGACCAAGAAGAGUGUUUCAACUUCUGUCCGGAGGAUGAUGGCAAGAGACUCUGCCGCAAGUUGACAGCUACUGGGGAUGUUGCGGAACUCUGUUGGACAGGUCAAGACUGCCAGAAAGGGCAGGGGCAAGUUCCAUGUUCGAUUUCACUCCUUGGGAAAAGAAUGGAAGCAGAGAGAUGUGUCUCAAGUUAAGGACUAAACAGAAAAAAAUAUGAAAGACAGAAGGGAAGAAAGAGAAAGAGAGAGAGAGAAAGAGACAUACGGAGGGACGAACAGAGGGAGUUGGUUUGUACAAUUGUAAAUGGAGACGGAAGAUUGGAUUCACAAAUCUCAUAAC